This is a messenger RNA of Amoebophrya sp. A120, 3743 nucleotides long. The record is from the annotation of a GenBank genome assembly. NCBI's taxonomy places the organism in Eukaryota, Dinophyceae, Syndiniales, Amoebophryaceae.
AUGAGCAGGACAAAAGUAAAGCGCGUCGCCGCCAUGCGCUCUUCCAUAAGGAGGACGCAUUUUGCUAUACUGAUAUAUAAAGGCACAAAAGCCAUGGCUUCUUCGAUGGCAAAUAUGGCGCGGUACUGUUUUUUCACGUCGUAUUUUGCGGCAACCUACAUGAUCAUUGGAGCGCGGACGCUUGCUAUCCUUUCUGAAGUUGGCCCAUCUCAUCGCCUAUUAUUUCGCGUCUAUUUUUCCCUGGUACCGCCGUCCGUGAAGGUGCUGGGGUGUUGCUUUUGUAAUGGACAUUCAGGCUUUCGUAAUGGACAUUCAGCUGCUUCGUAUUUCGAUUAGGGUGACACGCCUUGGCAGGCGAGGCGGAAGAUAUGGAUGCACGGAAAACAGUGCAAGAUGAAAUGGCGUCACGGGCAUCAAGCGUUUUAUUUUUGCUCAGUUUCUUCACGAACAAAAAAUCCAAAGAUGAAAUGGGUCGGCUUUCCUUAUCGAUAGAUGCAGAGCGAGCCGGUGUGUUCACUGCGGAAAGGUUGUCGCAAAGAAAGAUAGAGCUAAGCACUAUCAUGAAUGCGCUGCCCGAAUUCGCAUCGAGGAGGAUACGGUAGAUGUUCCAUGGCUGAGUCGGCUGAAGUUUUGGCUUUGCUUUGGUAAAAAGACCGACAGGAGAUGCAAGGCAUGACAUCAAUAGUAAGUGACUCAGCAAAGCGUGCUGCGUGUUUGCUUCGCACCGACUCAGAGUAGGCAUUUCGCCUGCAUUACUGAAUCUCCGGAGGAGGAGGCGACUGGUGUACCAAACUGGAAUAAUUACAUACCACACUUUGCUACUUGCGCUCGUCGUCGCACUGAUCGCCGUCGUCGUCUAUCACAGCAUAGUCGCUGACUCCCCCGGCCGUGCUCAGACCGCUACUGCAGAAGUAGAUGGGCGAGGUUUGGAAGAAAGUCCACAAAAUGUUUUCCGCAUGGAAGCAAUCCACUGCCAAUGAGAUUUAGAUCCCACCAGAAUAGUUUUGCCUCGCCAGGGGAGGAAAAUUUUCCGUGUAGUAUGUUUGCGAAUAUCUUCGGGCAUGCGGACAAGGCACCGCAGCAGAAAGGCGCGGGACCCGGAGCUAACUUGAGCGCGAGCGUUCGAGAUCAAGGUAGUGUGCCCGAUUGCUUGUCCUGCUGAAUGUAUUAUCUGCUACCGUGCAACGGCGAAGAUGAAAACGAGAACCUGACGCUUCACUUCGUGCAAGAAGCUACCGAUUUGGCAAAACACAAAAACUUUUCACAGGCACGAGUUCGGGCAAUGUGACCGAGGAAUACAUCGCUGGAGACCCGGAAAAUGGUACUCGGAAAGCGAUCCAGUCCGCCCUUGACGAGGGCCGGUGGGCACGGACUGAACUAAGCGGGAACGUCACAGACCACAACUUCGCCGCCCACCAUGACAGGAGAGGUUCGUGAAAAAUUUGUUGCGAACUGGCAUGCGUGCCGAAGUAGCCUUGACAUGUGUAGCUUCCGCAUCUGAUGAAAUAAACUUACCUUCGAGACACACCGGCCUUGUUGAGUACUUAGAUAUACUUGAAGAACAAUUAGAAGGAAUAUCAAAACGAAACAGCCCGUGAAGGCGCGUUGGACCCGAUGUCACAGAAGCUACUAGAGGAGGAGCCGUUUCUGGUAUAACUCGAAACUGGGUUGACUGUGUGCUAUUUUCUACGUGCCUUGAUGGCCACAGAUGCAGACCCUCUGCUGUCUUUGCGUAGGGGUCUGCUGACCUGUGCUCCGACGCAGAUUACCCAUGCCACUGUCGUCGUCACUUCUGGAUAAAUGAGACUGCGGAGCUGUUUUUCGGCAGGAGCUUCAGAGCCUUCCGUUUUUGAAGAGUGGGCUGGCGUGGUGCGAGAUGUCGAUCUGGUCAUAGAACUCGCAUUGCAUAGUCGAAUUGCUCUGCAUGCUAUUCCAAAUUAAAGGUGCCACAAGAACCCAGUGUCGCGUCGUCUGGCUCUGGUGGGCGUGUCUCUUGCCGCCAACCUGAAAAUUCUUCCGACGAUAGCCACAGCUCGAAUAGAACCUCCUUGCUGGGGCCGAGUACGAACACCACCUGCGCAGAUGCCGAACCCUUAUCGCCGCACACAGGCGACGAUUUAGGCACGAUCGCAGCCCCAGGCGAGUUGGACGCUAAGGCGCCGCCGGUGAUGCACCUUUCUGGCGCCUGCCUCGCCAUGGACGCGAAAGACCGCGAAGCGUGCGAGGCGCCGGGCUCGCCCUGGGAACACAAUGAGCUGUUGUGUAAGGCCAAGUCUCUUUGCAGGUGGGUCUCUGCGAGUACCAACGGCACAGCGCCAGCAGCUUUCCCUGAAGCAGACAACCAAGUGGAUCACUGCCGGGCGAAGAACAACACUCCGGACCGUGCAAAGGAGUGUGAAGACGCGAACGCGCAGCAUUAUUCCGAUCCUGGGUUGUGCAAUGCCCUUCCGGGUUGCCAAUUCGGGCGGCCAUGGCCGAGUGCCGCAACACCGUUGGAAGGCGCAGACCUCUUGAGGGACGGUUUGGAGCAAAGGUAUCCUGAGUACUCAUGUUCCUUCGUGAUCUUUGGAACUACGUGUCUUGUUGCGUAGCCUGUGUAUUGGGUGUGCAGCAAGCGAUCAACAUAAUAUUGAUUUUAUAUAUUUUUGCGCGGACGUCUCAAAACACGGCAGAUCUUCCCUGCAUGCUGCAAAGGAGACAGGAGCAGGAUUGCCAGAUGCUACAGUGGACAUUCGAGACGCCGGGGCAGCAUCAAUGCCGGGGAUCGAUGCGAAGCUCGCGAAAGCGUCUUCGGUUUCCAAAAACGCGACGAGCUCCAAACGGCGCAAACGCGAGUGGAUUUUGUAUAGCAUUCUUUAAUUCAAUAGAACUAAUCGACGGCUGUCUUUUCCAUGCAUCUUUUGCUGGAGCGUCACUGUCACAAGAGUCAACAGCAUGAGCUACGGCAUUCCUCCACUCACAUUACGAAACAGCGCUGAUUCUUGCUGAACAAAAUAAGUAAGAAUAUUGCAAGGGCAAAUACAUUGACUGCACAAAACAGCGAAGGAGAGGAGGACUUCGACUCCGACAAGGAGGACGGAAUGGUGCACCGUUUGGCAGGUCAAGUUGUGGACUGGCUGCAGUCUUGGGACCAGGUGCUGCAGGAGUUGGGUGAUCCAAAGCGCGGUGGAAAUUCAUCUAAUUCCAGUAAUACUUCGCUGGAGCUGGGAGAAGAAGAUGUCUUGGAAGAGGCGACCGAUGGCGCAAGCAGACCGCGGAAAUUUAAGAAGGGCCCAGUCGAGGAACUCUGAUGCGCUCUUCUGUUCACAAUUCAAGCAAAAAUGUAUGAUAGAACAAGUGUUGCAGAAGUCUCCAUGAAAAUAAGCACUUACUUAGGCUGCUUGGACUACUGAAGUCAUGAGUCGUAUUAUAUUUUGGUUUUCACACAGUAAUAUAUAGCGGUCUUUUUAGCAAAAGAAUGUGCUCAUAAAGAUGAAAAGCAGAGUGUGGGCAUUUCAGUUUCGUUUUUACUUUUGCCUGUUUAGUGUCCAUAAUAAUGAUAAAUCUGCAAGUGCAACAUGCGGGUCCGUCGGUGCUGUGGGCUUCGGAAUGCACAAACGCAAUUGCGCGAUGCACACGCAGGCACAAAAGCGGCAUGUAAGAUUCUAUUAGAGCUGCAAAGUAGUUCACGCUAUGAAGAAAUCAACAGAGCCGAACAAUUGUCUGGGUAAAGAAUUAAUGUUGAUUCUGUUCGAAAUUACUAC